AUGCCGCAGAAUCCUGAGACUGUGCGCACCCACUCUGGCCAAGAUGCUGUUGACGCUUUUACCACUGAGGAACACAAGAUCAAGAAGCCAUGGUGGCACUCCGUCAAGGAGCCAGGUUCAGCCCUACAGAUUAUCCUGGCUGCUCUACUCGCCAUUGCCAUUGGUCUGACCGUGUCAACUCAAGUUGAUGAGGUGCCCCCGGCGGCUCGAGUCAUCCUCUCCAUCCCUGGUGACCUCUGGCUGCGUGCCCUCAAGGCUGUCGUUCUCCCCCUGAUUGUUUGUUCCAUGCUCCUAGCCGUGCAACGACUGCGAGUCAUGUCCAACGGCGGCAGUUCGCUAGCCAAGUGGACGAUAGGAUACUAUUUUAUCACUACCCUGAUUUCCAUCACCCUCAGCUGCCUUAUGACGGGUCUGGUGUGGUCCAAACUCUACUCCACCGUUAGCCCGGACCAACUUGAGCUCAACACAGCGGACGAUUCGCUUCCCGAUACCUCGGAACGAGAAAUCUACACUGUCGUCCUAGAGAUGUUCCAGUCUUUUAUCCCGAGCAACGUCGUCUAUGCUUUGGCUAAUGACCAACUUCUUGGUGUCAUCAUCGUCGCCAUCAUCGUCGGUUAUCUCAUUGAGAGCCCUGAAUCGCCCAUCGUCCGCGUCACCGAAGAGAUAGAGAGGUUGAUCACCAAGAUCAUUACGUUUCUCAUCCAGAUCGCCCCUAUUGGUGUGUUCUCUUUGAUUCUGUCCAAUAUCAUGAAGUUGGACAUCGGCGAGAUUGGCAUGAACUUAGGGUUGUUGAUCGGCGCGACACUCUCGACCAUGUUCAUUCAUCUUUUCAUCGUUAUACCCAUCAUUUUCUAUACCUUUACUAAGAUGAAUCCGUAUCCCUUCUGGAUGAAGUGCUCACCGGCUUGGGUCACUGCAUGGGGUUCUGCUUCUUCUGCUGCCACCCUUUCGGUGACGAUUCGAUGCGUAAGGGAUCGGGGUAUCCCGUCGACUAUUUACAAGUUCGCCUGUCCACUCGGCUGUCUGGUUAACAUGGACGGAACUGCCAUUUAUAUUCCUGCCGCUGUCGUGUUCCUGGCCGCUACCCAGGGUAUAACGCUUAGUGUCGUGGAUUAUAUCAUUGUUGCGCUGCUGGCUACUCUGGCCUCCAUCGGGGUGAGCCCCAUCCCGUCGGCGUCCCUUGUGCUCAUCAUCAUGAUCGCUCGGUCUGUCAAUGUGGAACUCACUGAAAUGUACGCCGUCAUUGUUGCAAUCGACUGGUUCCUUGACCGAUUCCGCACUGCCGUCAACGUUUCUGGAGAUCUAUUCGCUGCCAUGGUCAUUUACAAGCAGACCAAGAUUGAAGACCCGCCGGAGGUGCAGGAGCAGGAGGCCAAGCAGCAGGAAUUGGAUCAGCAGAACUCCGGUACCCAGUUCGACAAUUCCAACAAGGUGUAA
This is a messenger RNA of Ilyonectria robusta, 1437 nucleotides long. Its product is annotated as Sodium:dicarboxylate symporter. The transcript has 4 exons. Gene Ontology annotation, cellular component: plasma membrane. The coding region runs from base 1 to 1437 and encodes 478 amino acids. Gene Ontology annotation, molecular function: neutral L-amino acid transmembrane transporter activity; glutamate:sodium symporter activity; L-glutamate transmembrane transporter activity. Gene Ontology annotation, biological process: L-glutamate transmembrane transport. The record is from RefSeq and is a predicted model, not a curated record. NCBI's taxonomy places the organism in Eukaryota, Fungi, Ascomycota, Sordariomycetes, Hypocreales, Nectriaceae.